Molecule: messenger RNA, 390 nt
Organism: Recurvomyces mirabilis
Lineage: Eukaryota; Fungi; Ascomycota; Dothideomycetes; Mycosphaerellales; Teratosphaeriaceae
Exons: 1
Coding region: 1-390 (129 amino acids)
Biological process (GO): protein localization to ciliary inversin compartment
Cellular component (GO): ciliary inversin compartment
Molecular function (GO): protein binding
Source: RefSeq, a predicted model, not a curated record
AUGACCGAGGAGAUUGCUGCUGCUCUUUCGAACGGCGACGGAUAUGCUAUAGGUUCCAACGUAGCCGACUGGGAUGUGGAUGGAACCACGACUUCUCCUGCAGAAUGCGCGGCCCGGAAUGGGCUCCAGGAUGUCGCUAUGGCCCUCCUACAAGACCAAGCCGAUGUCAACGCCACCGAUGAAAACGGUCGCACAGCGUUGCAUGGGGCAGCAGGGCUAGGCCACGUUGCCGUUGUGCGGCUGCUGCUGGACAGUCAUGCUGAUGCCGGUGCAAAAGAUGUCAACGGAUGCACAGCUCGCGAAUUUGCCACGAGAAGGCAUCACUCAGACAUUGAGUCCCUCCUGUGUGACCACCUCGAGUUAGAGGUCAAGGACAGUGAGCCCUUUUAG